Molecule: messenger RNA, 2297 nt
Organism: Neogale vison (American mink)
Lineage: Eukaryota; Metazoa; Chordata; Mammalia; Carnivora; Mustelidae
Gene: SAMHD1
Product: SAM and HD domain containing deoxynucleoside triphosphate triphosphohydrolase 1
Exons: 16
Coding region: 118-1998 (626 amino acids)
Biological process (GO): defense response to virus; regulation of innate immune response; dGTP catabolic process
Cellular component (GO): nucleus
Molecular function (GO): dGTPase activity; protein binding
Source: RefSeq, a predicted model, not a curated record
GCCAGUUGGCUGGCAGUGCUGUGCGGGAUCGUCCUCAGCGACCGGCAGUCAGUGCGCUUGCGCGCGGUAUAAGCGCCGCGGUUCUUGACUGUACUGUGCCGGGCGCUGGUGGUAGCCAUGCAGGGAGCCAACUCGGAACAGCCCUUCAAGCGGCCCCGAUGCGAUGGCAGCCCAAGAACCCCUCCAAACAACCGUUCCGCGGCGGCGGAGUGGUCCCCGGGCCCCGAGCUCCUCCCAGAUCCCCAGUUCUGGGGCCCGGAGCAGGUGUGCUGCUUCCUAGAGCGCAGUGGCUUCAGAGAUCCCCGACUACUGGACCGCUUCCGAGAAAAUAAAAUCACAGGUUUGACACUGCUCCAUCUUAAUGAGUCUGAUCUUGAAAGUCUUGGGAUAAGUGCCUUGGGGGACAGAAAGAAGCUGCACAAUUAUAUCCAACAACUGAGUGGAAUUUAUGGUGAUUCAAUGAAGGUAAUUAAUGAUCCUAUCCAUGGCCACAUUGAACUCCACCCUCUCCUCAUCCGAAUCAUUGACACACCUCAAUUUCAGCGGCUUCGAUAUAUCAAACAGUUGGGAGGCAGUUACUACAUUUUUCCAGGUGCUUCGCACAAUCGAUUUGAGCACAGUCUAGGUGUAGGGUAUCUAGCAGGAUGUCUGGUUCGUGCACUGCGGGAGAAACAACCAGAGCUGCAGAUAAGUGAACGGGAUGUGCUCUGUGUUCAGAUUGCUGGCCUUUGUCAUGAUCUCGGUCAUGGGCCAUUUUCACAUAUGUUUGAUGGAAGAUUUAUUCCACUUGCUCGCCCAGAUGUGAAAUGGACGCAUGAACAGGGCUCAGUGAUGAUGUUUGAGCACCUCGUUAAUUCUAAUGGACUCAAAGCAGUCAUGAAAUACUACGGUCUUGUCCCUGAAGAAGACAUUUGCUUUAUCAAGGAACAAAUUGCAGGACCACUUGAAUCACCAAUCAAAGAUUCUUCGUGGCCAUAUAAAGGGCGUCCUAAAGAGAAAAGCUUCCUUUAUGAGAUAGUGGCCAAUAAAAGAACUGGCAUCGAUGUGGACAAAUGGGAUUAUUUUGCCAGGGACUGCCAUCAUCUUGGAAUCCAAAAUAAUUUUGACUACAAUCGCUUUAUUAAAUUUGCCCGUGUUUGUGAAGUAGAGAAUGGGAAGUGUAUUUGUCCUAGAGAUAAGGAGGUUGGGAAUCUAUAUGACAUGUUCCAUACUCGCAACUCUUUGCACCGCAGAGCUUAUCAACACAAAAUUGGCAACAUCAUUGAUACAAUGAUUACAAAUGCUUUCCUCAAAGCAGACCCCUACAUAGAGAUUACAGGUGCUGAAGGAAAAAAGUAUCACAUCUCUACAGCAAUUGACGACAUGGAAGCCUUCACGAAGCUAACAGAUAACAUUUUUCUGGAGAUUUUAUAUUCUUCUGAUCCCAAACUGGAUGAAGCACGAGAGAUUUUAAAAAAAAUUGAAUACCGUCAUCUAUACAAGUUUGUGGGUGAGACUAAGCCACAGGGAAAUAUAAAAAUUAAAAGGGAAGACUAUAAAUACCUUCCAAAGGAAAUUGCUGAUGCUAAACCCGACAUAUUGCCGGAAUUUGAACUGAAGGCUGAAGAUUUAAUAGUGGAUGUUAUCAACAUGGAUUAUGGAAUGGAAGACCAGAAUCCUAUCGAUCAUGUUCGCUUCUAUUCUAAGCAUAACCUCAGCAAAGCAGUCAGGAUUACUAAAGUUCAGGUUUCAGAGCUUUUGCCAGAGAGAUUUGCCGAGCAGCUAAUUCGCGUAUACUGUAAGAAGACUGACACAAGGAGCUUGUAUGUUGCACACCAACAUUUCGUUCAGUGGUGCUUAAUCAGAGACUUCACCAAGCCGCAGGAUGGUGACAUUAUAGCCCCACUUAUAACACCUCGGAAAAUGGAAUGGAAUAACAUGAAUUCAGCCCGGAGCCCAGAUCACUUGCGGGAAGUGUCCAGAUCUAGACAUCGUCUUUUUCCGGAUGACUCAGUGUGAAUGUUUGCAGCCAGUUCUUGACAUCAAGCUUCUUCCCUGUCCCCCAAGAGUAUUAACUAACGUAGGGAAUUUGGUCAUGGAGUUCUACAAAUUUAGUGAUAACUAGCGCUUUUUAUAAUUUGAAUGUACACACAUGCUGAAGCUAAGUAAUUUUUAUCCAAAGAAACAGAGGUAUUGGGCAAAUCUUGCUAUACAUGCUAUGGAAAGCAUUACCUUGCUUAUUUUAACCAUAACUAAAGCCUUUCACUAGUAGUCUUAUUUUCUUAGAAUAACAAAAAAAAAUUUUUAUGUACUCUGAA